AUGGUAGUUGGGACGGCAGUAAUGAUGCGGGCAAACUCGUUGGUGAGAGCGGAGCGGUUGUCGCCGGGGCUCGAUCUCCCCCUGAACCCUUCCGGCGCCGUCGGUGGGGAUUGCUCACCGAAGAAGAAUUUCGUCUUCGUCAUCAAUCCCAAGGGUACCAGCCCAAAGCACUCUACGAUCUACUGUCCUUGCUUUAUGCGGCAAUUUACGAUGUCGUGGAUGCUCUCAUCUGGAUGGACGCAGGAGCUAAUGGGAAAACGGGUAAAGAGUGGAAGAAGAUCCAGCCGUAUCUAAGGGAAAUGUUGAGCAGAAAUUGCAAUGUGAGUGCCCCUUGCUUUCCAUGCUCUGGUCCAUUGUUCCGAAUGUUCAUCUAUGAUUAUUCAAUCUCUUUUAGUUGUUCACACUUUUAGCAUACAUAAAAUCCUAUGGUCUAGACUGUAUCUUUUUUCAGCAUUUUUAGCAAUUUUUUAGGUUAGAUUUCAUGGAGGUGGUGGAUCAACUUCCUGAACCUCAAUCGCGUCUCUGGUAUAUGGGAGUAGACGAAAUGAAGGAUUAUAAUUCCCAAUUUUUUUGGGUAUUGUCUUUAUGUCCUUUCUGUGAUGCUCUCAAAUAGGAUCAAACAUGGUGGUUCUUGAAAUAGGAGUUACUAGUGGUUGGUUCUAUUAAAGGUUGGUAAAUUGCGGGUAUCAUUCUGAUCAAUUAGGAGAAAGUAAGGGAAGUGUAUGCGGUUCAAAGGUGACUUUGAGGAGGCAUAUGAUGUGAAUUGGGUGUACCAGACCAUAUGAGAUACAUGACAAAGUUUAGCUUGAAGUUAUAACUGGAUGACUGGUUGUGUAUCUUUUGCGUAUUUAUCUAUUUUAAAUUGAAAUGCUUGUGGUUUCUGUAUAAACUCUUUAGGGAUGAGACAUGUUGAUCCGCUGUCCAUGACUCUUUCUUCUAGUAAACAAGUUACUAAUGUCUUUACAGAUAUUAGGAUAUACCUAUGGAUAUGGAUGCUUUGGGUCAAAAAAUAAGCAGAAAGAUAAGAUUAUUCCGUUUCAAACCAACAACGUGGGAAGCCACAUGAUAUGCUUUCAGAAAGUCUGUGCUCUAAAAUGUUAAAUUCAAGUAAUAUUCUGUCAAAAACCUCUUUCUAUCUCGACCUGAAUGCUUUCUAAAUCUGAAUAUUUUUUACAGUGGAAGGAGACCAAGAGAUUUUUAACUUUUGUGCCUUCCCAGUUUGACACAAUAAAAUCAGCUUUGGUUCCCUCUUUUAACGAGUUAGCAGUUGAUAUAUUUUUUUUCAUUCUUACACACUACUCUUGUAUUGCGAGAUCAUAGUAAUGACCCAUUACUUUUGGCAAGUCACUUUUGAUGAAAGGCAGCUGAACUUCAUGAUAUGUUCCUCUAUGGGUCUGUCAUGAUACGCAUAUCCUUGUGGCCCUUUUUUGUGGUUCUGAGACAAUGUUUGAUUCAAUUGUCAUAAUGCCAUUGACCUAUUCUCUUUUGUUUCUUGUAAUUUUUUCCACUUCUGUCCUCUCAUGCUUCUGGAUUGACCGAGAUCAUCAUGUUUCUUUCAUAACUUUUUGUGCUGUUGGCAGAUGCAUGAAUUGUCUACUACAGGCCCUUUUCAUGCAGCGGAGAUAACAAGGGAUGUAAGUAUUUUUGAAGUGAAGUAUUAAAACAUUAACCUAGUUUUUUUCAGAAUAGUUUUCUUAGAAUCCCUUGAACGUGAAAGUUAAAUCUGAUACAAACAAUCCAUUUCUGGAGCACAGGCGAUAAGAGAGGGAGCCGAUGCUGUGAUAGCAGUUGGAGGUGAUGGAACUCUUAAUGAGGUGAAGCUAUUUCCUUUUUUAUCUUGAUUUUGGAAUUAUUCAGGACGCAUUUCUUUUCACUUUGUGCCAGGCAUUAAUGUUAAUUUCGGGAGAAUGUUGCUGUCAAUGCUCAUAUAUUGAGUUACUGCAAUAUAUAACAUGACUUUGUGGGAAGUACCUGACAGUAUAAAUUGUAGAGCAAGCAUGGACUUAGCUUUCUGAUGAAACAUAUGCCAGCUGCGGAAGUUUUAUGAACUUUUGUGGUUUUAUUUGGGUAAGAGAGAAAUUUUCAGAUGUUUGAGCCGUGGGAGGGUAAUCUCAUCCUGGUGAAGAGCUUUGGUGGUAUUUAUGUGAUAUGCUGCUUGUCAGACUAGUGAGAUUGAAAUAUUUCUGAUGAUAGCUGAUAAAAUUUCUGUAUUCUGGAUCAAAUGAACCUUGGGAGAGGAGAAUAUUCAUGAGGAAUGGCUGAAUAUAUACCGAAUCACAUUUUCUCAAAUUAACAUUUUUGAAAGGGACUGACUUGCUUUAUGAUAAGUGAACUCCAUGCCACCGAAUUUUAUAGGAUUACUGGCCAUCAAAUCAGUGUUGGAGGAUAUGCUUCAUUUGGUCCACAGUUUAUUCUAUCAUUUUUUUUCUUUAUUACAUCGAUAAUCUUUCAAAAAAAUUCUGAUCUACUUUUUAUCAUUUCCUCGUUCCUGGGUCAAGAUAAAUUUUAGAGUCUGAACUACUCACAGUUCUCGUUAUAUUACCUCCUUGACAUAACAGAUUUGAUGUGGUCUUACCAUUCAUCUGUCAACAAUCAUGAGUCAGUUCGAUUAAUGUUUCAUUGCAAGAAGGCCCAUUUCCAUGUCCCAGACUAGAUCAAUCGUAUACUUCUUUGCUACAACUAUUUGUAUAUACUCCAUGAAAGAUCCUCCUGGCAUGCUGAGUUGCAUUUAACACAUCAGGUUACAGUGAAUGAGGGAGCCCAGAGAUUAUGGUCUGAAUGAGGUUCAUGUGAUACCACAAGGAAGUUUGAGCUAGAAGCUCCCAAUUUUUAUCGUAGUCUUGACCCUGUAGCCUUCCUUGACUGCCUUUCUAGCAGCGAUCAGUUCAUUCACUAGAAUCAGAUGACUCCUUCAGCAUUCCCAACUUGCUAAAAUGUGAUUUACCAGGCUUGCUGAACAUCACUGGAUGAAUUGGGAGAAGCAACAUGAAUGCCUCUUACAAAGCCCUUGUUUUGGAUUUUUUGCUGCUACAUGCACCCCUCUAUUAAGGGAGUAUUUUCAUAUAAUUUCCUGUUCUCUAUAUAUUUUUAUUCAUUCUAUUAAUCCCGUAAGAUAAAUCUCGCAGUUAGAUUAUUCCUCUGAAAUAUUAAUUGGAUUUCUCACGAAAAUUUGGAUCGCUUUAUGCAUGUCUUACAAGUCUUGCUAAUAUCUAACAUCAAAUGGCAGGUUGUUAAUGGGUUUUUUGAAGCAGGAAAGCCAGUUUCCUUAUAUGGUCCUGAAACUGGACGUUCAACUGCACUUGGUGUGAGUACUAACAAAAUGUCACUUGAUUCUUGGCUUUUGGUUUUUGAGUUUUGAUUUUAUUUUAUUUUAUUUUAUUUUUUUGCACUAUGAAAUCCAUUUGAAGUCAUGGUUUGCCAUUUUGUAGCUCAUCCCUAUGGGUACUGGAUCUGAUUUUAUCCGAACAUUUGGCUGGUUAGUCUCUUUAAUAAUAUUUGAAAUAUUUCGUGAGCUCCCAUAGUCUGAUUACCAAAUGGCUUGUUAUCCAUGUCAGGAGAAACGACCCUCGUGAAGCUAUAGAACGUAUUGCCAAAGGUUCAUUUUUUUGUUAGAUUUCCUACACUUGAUGUAUACUUGUAUUUCUCUUGAUUGGUUUCUAAAGGUUCAUUUUUCUCCUUGUUUAAGUAGUGAAAAUAUGAACUCAAGAAGAAAUAGUGUAAACUGAUUUCAAACUUUGUUUCAAAUGGUGUAGAUAGCAUAGCAGAGUGCUGAAGCUGAUUGUAACAUAUUGUGACGAGGCUUAUUUAUGAUGACACGCAUGAUAUAUAGAUUUAUUGAUAUACAUGGGAUGUCUUGCACUAGUGGUCCAUGCAUUCUGAUAUUAUAUACUAGAUUUUAUGGAUGUUAUAAAAUAUGAUAUCCAUUUUGCUGGUUUUAGGAUGGGGGGAGGGGAAUUUAAAAAUCUAGCCGUGGGUUUUGGUUCAUAGUUUUUUUGGCUCUUUGGAUGGUAACUUACCUGGAUCAGAUCAACACGCACUUGUAGAAUUUGAAAUGCAUGUUGAUCAGAAGAUAACUCGCCUAUUCCAGGGCAUUGUUCUCUUUAAAUUUAGUAGGAAAGUGCGGUCAGAUUAAGACCUGAUCAUAUCUUGAGAAACUGAAGUCGUGCGAAUUCAUCUAAGAACACUUCAGUGGAUCGAAAUUAAUUCAAGUUCAUUUACUGUGUUUUUGUCUAUUUGGUUUUGGGCAUAAUGGUCUGUUUCAGGUUCUUGAGAUGUUACGUCUAUUGCAAAUUGAAGUUUGGCUUCCAUAAGAAUGGCUCCUUGAGGAAUACGUUAGAGUGAGGAUAUGUUUGCAUAAGCUGGGCUCGUUAAGGAAUACCAAUGAUUAAAUAUAUGGUUGGAUAAGCCGGGCCCAAGGAAUAUGAGACGGAUCAUGGGGUAAACUUGUGGAGAUCCCUAAUAGCAUAUUAUUUUCAUGUCUUUGUUAUUAUGGGGCAACCUGACUUAAUAGCUUUAAUUUUAAUUGUUUUAAAUGAGUUAUUUCCUGAACUGAUGGAUUUGACUGUUCUGUGCCAUUGCUUUGCAUUCUCAUUCAUGUUUGUUGCUCUCACACUGUUUUCCGAGAAUGAGAAAUUAUUUCUAGUGGCCUUCGAUCACAGAGACUGGGUCCGAGCUUUGCAAACUCUAUGCUGUGGGGGAACUCCGCCAGGGUCUUACCACCUUCUUGAUUGACUAUUUUUGAGUCUUUGGUGUACUUUGGGAUUAUAUUCUGCACCGAGAUUUGUGCUUGUGGGAUGGGGUGAAUAUAGCCGACAAGCGGCUACAGAUCAUGAAUGUGUGGAUGCUUUGAAAUAGUUUUAUGAUUUACCGGAUGUCUCUGUGGAAAGUGAUCGAUCAGUCUUGAGAAGCUUAGAUUCCGCUGUCGGGUUAUUCUGGGGAAAGGCAAUGAUAUGUUCUUUUGAGGUCAUGCUUUGUGUUUGAAUAGAUGCUUCAAGUCAGAUAGAAGCGAAAAGGAAAGAAACUCAGAGCGAUAUUGGCUAGUCUUUUAUGUGCUUUGAAAGACAAUUUGCCUUCAUUUGAGAGAAAUACGGACAAACUUGGCUGAUGCUAACACUUCUGAAUUUUUAUUGAGGAACUUAGGGAUCAUGAUAAAGAGGAAAGAAUUUCAUGUCGGAUUGAGAUUUUUAACGACAUGUGGUUUCAUUAUAUUUCUUGCAUCAGUUCUCAAGUAUUCGAGUCUAUCACAAUAGUGAACUAUGGCAUUCUUUCUUUUCGUUGGCACACCCUAACAUGGUGAAGAGCUGAAUCAAAUGGAGCUCCCCAAGAUUUUGCAAGUUCUCCUAACAAGUGGCUUCCCUGGGAUUCAAUUUUUCUAAAGGUGGUGAUGAAGUUUUGAAUCGUCUGGUUUAGCAAUAGUGAAUAAAACAGUAAGUACCUGGUUCUGACAUGGUUUUUAGGAAGAUUAAGCUCAUUUAGCUGAGGUGUACCCUCAAAAGUAGGCUUUUGAAGGAGCAUACAACAUAGUCAGCUACCAGAAAUUUUCUACUAAAAAUCAAAAUGAUAUGAAAAGGUUUAAUGUUAACUGAUGGUAACUAGAGCACUGCAUAAUGCGAUCACUUAAAUUCCAUGCUCUGUUGUAAUCUUGUAAUUCAGGCGAAAAGCUUCACUUUUUAGGCUGUGGCGCAGGGACAAGAUCAAGAAUAGAUGUUGGCGUUGUAAGUGGAGGAAGUGGAGAACCACGUUACUUCAUAAAUGUUGCUAGCCUUCAUUUGUACGUGUUUGCUGGAACUCAAACAUUACGAUACUUGACGAAACGUGUUGUGAGAAACAUGGUAUCUUUUCCUUCUUGAUAAACUCUGCAGGAGCGGGAAGGCUGCAUUUUAUGCAUCGAAGUACAAAAGAUUUGGAAACUUGUGUUAUGUUUUUGGGGCUUUGAGAGCAUUCUAUGGGCACAGAGAUCAGAACCUCAGGAUCAAGGUCACGUUAUGGAAAUUCUUCCUGGCAUUUCCAAUAUGGGUCACUAUCGUUGUUCUGUUUUACAAGUUAAUAUGAUAUUUCCAGGUUGAUGAUGGUGAUUGGGAAUUGUUUGAGAAAAUCACUACCAUUUGCAUUGGAAAUGCCAAAUUUUAUGGUGGGGGGAUGAAGAUUACUCCAGCGGCUAGCCCAACGAGUGGAGAUCUUCAGGUAAAUUUCACACAUUUCUUCACCUUUCCAAGUAAAAAAAUAAAUAAAUCAGCGUUUCUCUGAAGUUUGCCAUUUUCUCAGUAUAUAUACAAAAAAUCUCUGCUUUGGAUUCCUCAGGUUGUGAUCUUUCAAGAGUUCAAGUGGUACGAUUUUCUUUUCAAAUUGCACAAACUCUACAAUGGAUCUCAUAUCUCGGAAAGAAACGUAUUUGUAAAGAGGUAAUUCUUUUUUGCCAAUGGGUUUUUUGAUUUUCUCCAUCAAGCCGAUUCUUCUAUGUCUGCUCUCCUUUUUUAUUUUCAUUCAUAGCCGGGUCACCUUGGGUUAGAGGUUGCUUUGGAUCACAAGAAGGAAGACCACAGUCUUAUGAUGAUCAUCAUUGGCUGCUAACUUAGCUUGCCCGUCAGCAGAUAGCAUAUCUUGCUCUGUCAAUCCUGGUUCUGAUCUAAUUGAUCCUCUCCUCAACGGUCUCCUAGCAUUCUGCAUGCCGUAAUUUGUGGAAUUUUCAUGAUCUGUAUGGUAUUGUUGAUUCAGUUUCCUCCCCAGAAGUGUUCAGUUUCAAGUCUCUGUUGCACAACAUUUUUCGACGAAAUUUCUGUUAGAAUUAUGUAUUUAUUUAUUUAAUUCUUCCAUCUUGUUUAAUCUUCUAAACCCUUUUUAGUAAUUUACUAGAUAACUUGGAUAAUUGGGUCUGACCUAUAAUCUUGGAAUCAAGAUAAUUGACAUUAUAAUAUGAUUAUCUAGAGGAUUAGAGUGGUAAUGGCUCACUUAAGCAUCCUCACAACCUGUUUUCGAGGCUGCUAUAUAAGUUUCUACACUUUAGUCCAUGGUCAUUUAUACCCCUAAGAUUUUGGUGAAUACUACGUUAUAUAGGAUUUUUUGGAAAAAAAAAGAAAAUAUGGGCAAGAUAUUACUCUAUGGUCCAAGGGUAUGAAGAGGCCUUGAUGUUCUUAGUUUUCUUAUACAAUAAUUCCCAGAAUGGCAUAACGUAUUUAACAAUUAAAUUUUACCCAUAUUUUGCGUUUGAAAAAUGGUUUUUUUUUUUUCACAUUAUCAUUGAUACUCGAAUUUUUUGGCCCAUUUCUUCAAUAUUUCCUCUAAUAACAAAAUUUAUGCAUGGAUAAAGUUAUACCCUUAUUUCAGUUUGAAACCGGAUUAUUUUACCUUUGUAAUUUUAUUUUUUUUAAUUUUCACCCAUUUCCUAAGAUGGCAAAAUCUACACAUUUUCAGUCUGAAACAAGAUACUUUUUAUCUCGUCAAUUAAUAUUGUUGUCCUAAUUUUUACAUUUCUUUUUUUCUUUUUUUCAUUUCGCUCAGUGUUCAGGGUAUUCAAGUGGCGGUGGAAGGAUCCAUCGAUGGAGUCUAUGUAGAAUCCGAUGGGGAACACGUAGGGUUCCUUCCAAGGAGGUUCUCCGUCAUGCCAAGCUCGCUUGAGAUGUUUGUCUGA
Messenger RNA from Spirodela intermedia, 7627 nucleotides. Lineage: Eukaryota; Viridiplantae; Streptophyta; Magnoliopsida; Alismatales; Araceae. The record is from the annotation of a GenBank genome assembly.